CUCAGCUUCACAGAAUCCAGCAGCAGCUUCACUGAGCCCUGCUGGGGACGUGGUCCGAGGUUCAACCCACAGCAAAGCCCCAGCUACCACCUUCUGAAGUCCAGGGCUGCCAAGUCCCUCCUUUGAAGUCAUGGGUCCCUCUGGUCCUGCACUCCUGUCCCUGAGGAGGCUCAGCCUGUGCUGGCUGCUGCUGACUCCAGCAGAUGGAGAAGAAGCCCAGCGCCCGCCUGCCCUGGCUUCUGGAGAUACCCCCUCCUCCUCUGGUCCCACUGUGCCCCGGCCAGCACAGAGAGGCUCCCACCCCCAAGCUGAGGACCGCCUCUUCAAACACCUCUUCGGGGGCUACAACCGCUGGGCGCGCCCGGUGCCCAACACCUCGGACGUGGUGAUCGUGCGAUUCGGGUUGUCCAUUGCCCAGCUCAUCGAUGUGGAUGAGAAGAACCAAAUGAUGACCACAAAUGUCUGGCUAAAGCAGGAGUGGAAUGACUACAAGCUUCGCUGGAACCCUGCUGAUUUCGGCAACAUCACUUCCCUCCGGGUCCCUUCAGAGAUGAUCUGGACCCCUGACAUUGUCCUCUACAACAAUGCAGAUGGGGAGUUUGCGGUGACUCACAUGACCAAGGCCCACCUCUUCUCCACGGGCACCUUGCACUGGGUGCCGCCCGCCAUCUACAAGAGUUCCUGCAGCAUCGACGUCACUUUCUUCCCCUUCGACCAGCAGAGGUGCAAGAUGAAAUUCGGCUCCUGGACCUAUGACAAGGCCAACAUCGACCUGGAGCAGAUGGAGCAGGCGGUGGACCUGAAGGACUACUGGGAGAGCGGCGAGUGGGCCAUCGUCAACGCCACGGGCACCUACAACUCCAAGAAGUACGACUGUUGCGCCGAGAUCUACCCUGACGUCACGUACACCUUCGUGAUCCGGCGGCUGCCGCUGUUCUACACCGUGAACCUCAUCAUCCCCUGCCUGCUCAUCUCCUGCCUCACCGUGCUGGUCUUCUACCUGCCGUCCGACUGCGGCGAGAAGAUCACGCUGUGCAUCUCGGUGCUGCUGUCCCUCACCGUCUUCCUGCUGCUCAUCACCGAGAUCAUCCCGUCCACCUCGCUGGUCAUCCCGCUCAUCGGCGAGUACCUGCUCUUCACCAUGAUCUUCGUCACCCUGUCCAUCGUCAUCACCGUCUUCGUGCUCAACGUGCACCACCGCUCGCCCAGCACCCACACCAUGCCCGGCUGGGUACGGGGGGCCCUCCUGGGGUGUGUGCCCCGCUGGCUUCUGAUGAGCCGGCCCCUGCCACCCUUGGAGCUCCGAGCGCCUGCAGGCCUGAAGCUCGGCUCCUCGUACCACUGGCUGGAGACUGACGUGGAUGCCGAGGAGAGGGAGGCGCUGGCGGUGGAGGAAGAGAGAUGGGUGCGUGCUGCUUACUCUGCCACCCGGGCCAGCGCCCUCCACAGCCACGGUGGCCUGCAUCAGGGGGCCUCAGGUCCCAAGGCCGAGGCUUCACUGCAGGAGAGUGGGGUCCUGCUGUCACCUCGCAUGCAGAAGGCACUGGAAGGCGUGCGUUAUAUUGCUGACCACCUGCGUGCUGAGGAUGCUGACUCUUCGGUGAAGGAGGACUGGAAGUACGUCGCCAUGGUCAUUGACAGGAUAUUCCUCUGGCUGUUCAUCGUCGUCUGCUUCCUGGGCACUGUUGGCCUCUUCCUUCCUCCCUUCCUGGCUGGAAUGAUCUGACACUGCAUCCCUUCCAUUGCUCC
Otolemur garnettii (small-eared galago) is the source of this 1749-nucleotide messenger RNA. RefSeq names its product cholinergic receptor nicotinic alpha 2 subunit (gene CHRNA2). Gene Ontology annotation, biological process: nervous system process; chemical synaptic transmission; regulation of membrane potential. Gene Ontology annotation, cellular component: synapse; postsynaptic membrane; neuron projection. The record is from RefSeq and is a predicted model, not a curated record. Lineage: Eukaryota; Metazoa; Chordata; Mammalia; Primates; Galagidae. Gene Ontology annotation, molecular function: acetylcholine-gated monoatomic cation-selective channel activity; transmembrane signaling receptor activity. The transcript is spliced from 6 exons. The coding region runs from base 131 to 1726 and encodes 531 amino acids.